Molecule: messenger RNA, 1025 nt
Organism: Mauremys reevesii (Reeves's turtle)
Lineage: Eukaryota; Metazoa; Chordata; Testudines; Geoemydidae
Product: olfactory receptor 52R1-like
Exons: 1
Coding region: 1-948 (315 amino acids)
Biological process (GO): G protein-coupled receptor signaling pathway
Cellular component (GO): membrane
Molecular function (GO): G protein-coupled receptor activity; olfactory receptor activity
Source: RefSeq, a predicted model, not a curated record
AUGUCAGAUUCCAACACAACUGACUUCACCAACCCCUCCACCUUCAUCCUGCAGGGCAUUCCUGGCCUGGAGGUGGCCCAUGUCUGGAUCUCCAUCCCCUUCUGCACCAUGUACGUCAUAGCGAUCUUGGGGAACUUCACCAUCCUGUUCGUCGUGAAAAUGGAGCAGAGCCUCCGUGCCCCCAUGUACUAUUUCCUCUGCAUGCUGGCUGUCACCGACAUGGUCCUGUCUACAUCCCUCAUGCCCAAAAUGCUGAGCAUCUUCUGGUUCAAUUCUAGGGAGAUCGAUUUCAGUGCCUGCCUCACACAGAUGUACUUCAUUCACUGCUUCUCAGUGAUGGAGUCUGGGAUCCUCGUGGCCAUGGCUUUUGAUCGCUACGUGGCCAUCUGCCAUCCUCUGAGACAUUCCACCAUCCUGACAAACCCCAUGGUGGUGAAGAUUGGCCUGGCCGUGGUGCUGCGCAGCGGCAUGCUCAUACUGCCCUAUCCCCUCCUGACAAGGCAAUGGCCAUAUUGCAAAACCAACAUCAUCCCCGACACACACUGCAUGCACAUAGCCGUGGUGAAUCUGGCCUGCGCCGACACCCACAUCAGUAGCUACUACGGCCUCUUUGUGCUAUUCUGUGUAAAGGGUCUGGAUAUGUUUUUUGUUGCAUUGUCCUAUACCCAGAUCCUCAGGGCCAUCUUCAGCCUCCCCACAAAGGAAGCCCGGCUUAAGACUUUUGGGACCUGCGGCUCCCACCUCUGUUCCAUCUUAGCCUUUUUCAUCCCAGCUCUCUUCUCCUCCCUCACGUACCGGUUUGGCCAGAAUGUGGCCCUGCAUUUCCGUGUUCUCAUUGGCAACGUGAACCUCCUGGUGCCACCCACACUAAACCCCAUCAUCUACGGGGUGAGGACCAAACAGAUCCGGGACAGGCUGCUCCGGCUCUUUACUCAUAAAGGGACCUAAAGUUUUCUCCUGGUGCCCUGGCUCUCAGACCGAGCUCCAUGCAGAGCUGGCUGCUGACAUGGUGCUGGGACCUCUUC